Messenger RNA from Rotaria sp. Silwood1, 711 nucleotides. The record is from the annotation of a GenBank genome assembly. NCBI's taxonomy places the organism in Eukaryota, Metazoa, Rotifera, Eurotatoria, Philodinida, Philodinidae.
AUGAUUCUUCAACAUUAUCCAUUACUUUCAGCUCAACUUGAUAACAAUGAGCAAGUUGCAUUUCAUGAUUGUUCAAUUCAAUCAAUAUAUUCAUUUAAUGAUAUCACAGAAUUAAUUAAUAAUGAAAAUGAUCAUGAAAAAUAUUUUAUUGAAGAACGACAAAUGAAAACUCUAUGUGUUACAAUAACUUUUAUUAUUCCUAUAGUUCAACUUUUUCUUGGAUUUAAAUAUCUUGCUCAAAUUGGAGACAAUCCUAACCAACAAUGUCAAGCAGCAUCUGAUUUAUCAUUAUUUAUGUGUAUUGGUGGUGUAUUUGCACUUUUUGUCUUAGGUACAACUUAUGUUUUUUUAAAAAUAAUUUCUUCACUUAAUAAAUACCAAAGUGACGUUCCUACAAAAACAUCAAAAAUUCUUGUUCGCCUUGUUAGUUUUACUUUUGUUGCAAUUACAUUGAUUUUCUUUAUUCUCAUACAAAUUCGAGUUUACGCAGUCUAUUCAAAAGCUACUCAAAUUAAUAGUAAUUCAGAAUCAAAUUAUUGUCAACUGAUAGUCACACGUGGUGCUUUGGCUAUGAUUAUUCUUACAUAUGUCAAUAUGUUUCUAUUUAUUACUAUUAUUGUAUUUAUGAUUGUCAAUAUACGAAAUAAACUAGAAGAAACAAAGCAAGCAGAUACUGAAGCGUUGCUGGAUUAUAUCGAUGGAACAUUUUAA